Portunus trituberculatus (swimming crab) is the source of this 2023-nucleotide messenger RNA. RefSeq lists its product as uncharacterized. Gene Ontology annotation, cellular component: transcription regulator complex; nucleus. The transcript has 4 exons. The record is from RefSeq and is a predicted model, not a curated record. Bases 750 to 1919 code for a protein of 389 amino acids. Gene Ontology annotation, biological process: regulation of transcription by RNA polymerase II. Lineage: Eukaryota; Metazoa; Arthropoda; Malacostraca; Decapoda; Portunidae.
AGGACCACAAUUAUUCUACUCUGGUGCACAUUAUGCUAUUUCAUCAUUCAUCAUACCUGGUGGACCUCAUCUAGAGUAUGCUGAUUAAGUAUGGAAAACGCAGAAGAGGAGAUACUGAAGCCAUUGAAAAUAUACAUGUGUAUAAAACAAAGAAGGCAGGAACGAAAGUGUCCAGGCAGCGUCCCACACAGCAGAAUAUGAGGCGACCACGCCACGAAUCAGCAUGACUUGCAAAAAAAAAAAAAAAAAAAAGUAACGGAAAAAUUCUGGUCGUGAAACAUCGAGUGACAGUCUAGGACAUAUCGUGGUAGUAAUAUUGCAUUGAUCCAAAAUCACUAAAAAAAAGCACAUUUUUUUUUCGCGAUUCAUCGUCAAAGAAAACCGAUACAAACCUAUCAUAUCGUUAUCGAGUCUUGGACACUAAAAUAAAUGCGGUUAACCACAGAAGGAACACGUGGUCUUUCAUCACGACAAACACGAAUGUAAAUCGAUAAUGAUACGAAUCACACAAAUAACAGGCCGAUUGUUGCCCGACAACCACGAGUGCGGUACGAUAACCUCGACCGCGUCCCGAUUCUUCGUGCUGAUUAGAUCAACAGUUUUAAAAGGUCCCUGACAGAGUAUCUACGCACUUCACCAAGUACUACCACAGCUACGCCAACAAUCCUCUCCGAAGACAAGGCAGUAUCCUGGGCAACGGCAGGAAGAUAUUAACCAAGAAGAGGCAACCUGAGGCCGCACCAGUCGACAUGUUCACUGACGAGGAAGAGGAGUCAACAGACGACGACGGCAGGGGAGUAGAGGAGCCAGAGGAGCGGAACGUGAUUGAAUGCAGCCCUGAUUUUUACGAGCCCACCCAACCACUGAACCGCAGGAGCGGCAGGACUGUGGCCAGGCAGAGAGAAGACCCCCUGGAAUUUGACGACUCAACGCAGCUAGACCCCCAGGACUUCGAAAGGACAGACUCAGCUCCUCGUGAGAACCGCAACAAGAGGAAGAGAACAUACCACAUAAUCCCCGCGGAUAAGGAGGAGUCGGUGGUGGAGUGGUACAGAGACCAUGAGUUCCUGUACAACAAAAAGAUGCGCGCCUACAGGGACCGGGACCUGAAGGCGAAGGCGUGGGAGGACAAAGGCCGGAGUCUGAAUGUGAAGGUCUCGACCCUGCAGACAUGGAUUACCAACAUGCGCACUAGGUACGCCAAGCUGGUGCAGACCAAGUCAGGCCAGGGGACGAGGGAGCUCACCGAGAGGGACACCUGGAUCAAGGAGUCCUUCAACUUCUUAUUGCCCCACAUCGUCAGGUGCACAACUCGAACGAGCAGGAAAAGCGCUGGCUGCGUGGAACCUCAGACGUCCCAGCUGGAGUCUCAGCCGGCGGGAGGUGUCGGUGACGAGGACGAGUUCGACGCCGCUUCUUCACAGCCCCGCUGUUUUCCUCCUUCAGGGUCUUCGAUCACGUCACGGGAGAAGGAACUGUUGGAUAAGCUCACCCAGGCAGAGGAGAGGCAGCGGCAACUCAUGCAGGCGUGGACAGCGAAAAAGGACGAGGUUCCCGUGGCCGUCCAAAUGAUAAAAGACGUCCACCAACUUGUUUCCACGACUCUUGGAGACAUCGGUGUCCCUCUCGCUACCGUAUACGUGUCGGACACCGUUAAAUAUAUGUUGGCUUUGUGUGCUUACCAGAACAACACCGGACCGAUGCCACGGGUGGUGGUGGACGAAUCCUCCAGCUCGGGACAAGGAACAUCAUCACAGGUGUACGAGACGAUGCUGCCACCGGGUGACUUCCCACGCCCCAACCCGCCACCGUCUGCUCCCGCCACGGUGAAGACUGAGUGUGAGGAAGUGUUCUUUCCCGUGAAGAAUGGUGGACAAUCCCAUCCAAAUUAUAUCAUAUCUGAAAAUGUUAAUUUCUGAAACAAAACUACGGUAGAUGAGUUUUUCAAAGAACAAGAUCACAAUUUAACUAUAGGGGAAAAUUGUCCACCACACGUUAUCAACAAAAUACAAUGAAUUUGGAA